CUGUCCCUCACCUGUCUCUAACUUGUCCCUCACCUGUCCCUCACCUGUCUCUAACCUGACUCUAACCUGUCCCACACCUGUCUCUAACCUGUCUCACUUGCCUCCCACCUGUCUCUAACCUGUCUCUCACCUGUCUCUAACCUGUCUCCCAUCUGUCUCCCACCUGUCUCUAAUCUGACUCCCAUUUGUCUCCCACCUGUCUCUAACCUGUCUCCCACCUGUCUCUCACCUGUCUCUAACCUGUCCCUCACCUGUCUCUAACAUGUCUCACUUGUCUCCCACCUGUCUCUAACCUGUCUCUCAACUGUCUCUAACCUGUGUCCCACCUGUCUCCCAUCUGUCUACUGCCUGUCUCUAACCUGUCCCUCAUCUGUCUCUAACUUGUCCCUCAUCUGUCUCUAACUUGUCCCUCACCUGUCUCUCACCUGUCUCCCAUCUGUCCCUCACCUGUCUCUAACCUGUGUCUCAUCUGUCUCUAACCUGUCUCCCACCUGUCUCUAACCUGUCUCUAACCUGACUCCCAUCUGUCUCCCACCUGUCUCUAACCUGUCUCCCAUCUGUCUCCCACCUGUCUCUAACCUGACUCCCAUUUGUCUCCCAUCUGUCCCUCACCUGUCUCUAACCUGUCUCUAACCUGACUCCCAUUUGUCCCUCACCUGUCUCUAACCCGUCUCCCAUCUGUCUCCCACCUGUCUUUAACCUGUCUCCCACCUGUCUCUCACCUGUCUCCCAUCUGUCCCUCACCUGUCUCUAACCUGACUCCCAUUUGUCCCUCACCUGUCUCUAACCCGUCUCCCAUCUGUCUCCCACCUGUCUCUAACCUGUCUCCCACCUGUCUCCAGCUGUGGAGACUCUGACUGUCCCUCCAGCAGAGACUCAGAGCAGCAGCGUGUGGCUGAUCGUCGGCGUGGUCGUCCCGGUCCUGCUGGCCGUCUUCAUCAUCAUAAUCCUCUACUGGAAGCUGUGCGGCUCCGAGAAGCUGGAGUUCCAGCCGGACGCCAUUAACACCAUCCAGCAGAGGCAGAAGCUUCAGGCUCCCAGUGUGAAAGGCUUCGACUUCGCCAAGCUCCACCUGGGUCAGCACAGUAAAGACGACAUCAUGGUGAUCCAGGAGCCCGGUCCGCUGCCCGUCCCCGUCAAAGAGGCUACUCCCUCCGACGGCGGAGACCUCAACACCCCUAAAUCUAAAGGAUCAUCCACCAAGGCAGCCCGGUCCAGCCGCCGCAGGGGCAGGCUCAGCCCGUCAGACGGCGACUCGUUAGGCAGCGACCAAUCCAGCGGCAGAGAAUCAGCAGAAGAAAGCACCCGACCUGUGGCCACGCCCAGUGAGGGCAAACAGCAUAGGAAGACGCCCAAAAAUGGCAGCGGUCCAGACGAGCUUCUGUCCUCAUCCUCCAUCUUCGACCACGUCGACCGCUUGUCUCGCGGCUCUUCUGAUGGCACGCGUCGCCAGGCCAACAAGGUGCAGCUGAUUGCCAUGCAGCCGCGGCCGAGCCCGCCGCACGCCCAGUCCCAGAUGAGCCCAACCCUCACCGAGAAGGUCAACACAGAGGUGGCGCUGAGACACAAGUCGGAGAUCGAGCAUCACCGGAACAAACUUCGUCAGCGUGCUAAGAGGCGGGGUCAGUGUGAGUUUCCCUCCAUGGACGACAUCAUGGAUGCAUUCGGAGACGGACCGGUGCAGGGCGACGUGGCGCAGCGUCUCUAUAGCUCCGCCCAUGACCACAUGGACUGCAUCCUUCAGGCCGACACCAACUCACCCCCCACCCCCAGCGACUCCAGGAGGAGGGGGAGGCACUCUCCUCGGGGUCGGCGGGCUCAGCCAGGACCUGGAAGUCUUCCCGAUACAGACAGAGACAGGCUGCUCACCGAUCAGAGCGCCACCUACAGGAAAUACCCAGGACUCAACAACGUGGCCUACAUGUCGGACCCUGACCUGCCCCCAGACCAUGGCAGCCCCUCUCCUACCGACGAGGUGUUUGAUCCUGCCCCGGCCCCCCCACCCUACAUGCCCCCCCAGCCCUCUAUCGAGGAGGCGCGCCAGCAGAUGCACUCCCUCCUGGAUGACGCCUUUGCCCUGGUGUCGCCCUCCUCGCAGGGCAGCGCCGGGGUGAGCGGGGUAAGCCCUGCCCUGCCCAGCCCCUCCCCCCAGGCCUGCCCCGCUGGCAGGCAGUGGGGCUCUUACCCAGCAGCCCCCUCUCACAGCCCCUUUUCUGCAAGAUACGCAGAGCUGGGAAUGUCUCCCACCUCAGUGCAGGGCCUGCUGCAGAGGCAGGGCCUGAGCUCAGGAGGGUAUGUGUCUACUGGGGACCAGCUGCAGGAGUCUGUUUACUCCAGCAGGGGGCAGUAUGAGGACCCCCCCUCCUCAUCUAGACCGCGACCUGUAGGGGGCAGCACAGGUGCGCAACUCCACCACUUAACCCAGGUGGGUUUGUCCAGUCAGAUUGGUGUGUACCCUGGGGUGGGUCGCAGCAUGUCUGGUCCCACUGGCUCCAGCUGGAACCAGCAGCACUCAGACCAGGAUCUGUCUAGACCAGGAGCCAGCAGAGAGAGUGUGCUGUCGUUUCCUGAGUUCUCAUCUUCCUCUGUUUUCCAGAUGCCCAGCUCCUCAUUGCGGGACCCAUCAGCACCGCCUCUUCUCCUGACCUCACCAACUCCAGAGUACCCGCCGGAGGACGCCUCACCCUCUGCCCACACCUCUGCCUCUCUUAUAAAGGCUAUCAGAGAGGAACUGCGACGUCUAGCCCAGAAGCAGGCUGCAGUGACCAGCUACCCUUAGACUGGUCUGGAUCUGUUUGGAUCAGAACUCAACUGGUUUCAACCGUUAUUGUUUUAAACCACUCAGAACCUUUAGGGACUGGAUUAAAACCAUAACACUGACUGAUCUACACUCUGGACUCUUGAGCUAAUCUACAUCUGUGCCGCUAAAUCCAAACUAACUCUGGACCACGAUCCACAUCUGGGGAAAAAAAAAACAGUGUCUCCUGACUGGAAGACCUCCGGUAUUUUACAGGGUCCCGUCUGUCUAUCCGUCAUCCAUCAGCUCAGUGUUUAUUGGACAAGAGUUUGACUCUAAACUCUGUUUCCAUUGAAGUGCUUCCUGAAGUGGAUCGGCCAAUGAUCAUCAUGGAUCCUCCACACCUGAUCAUCUGGACUGGAAUGUCCUUCCCGACCAUAUGGAGUAACCCUAAGCCCUCCUGUUCUUCCAGGAGUGGAUGUUCUCUCUCCAUCUUCUGGACAGGAUCAUUCCUCCUGACCUUCCAAGUGGAUGGUCCCUCCUGACCUUCUGGAGUCGAUCGUCCCUCCUGACCUUCUGAAGUGGAUUGUCCAAUGGACCUUUUGUGGUGCUAACCGUCAGCCUCAUACCGUCUCCUCAUUGACCACUUAUUGCCUUUCACACUCCCAUCAGCCACGGGCAUCAGGUCUCCGUUCAUGAACCAUAUCAAUGAGGUCUUUGCACUGUCGACAACUGGAGGUGGCAAACAGUUCCUACGGCAAGGGAACGCAAAACAGGAAAAAAGAGUAUAUAUAUAAAUAUCUAUAAGAAUGAAUAUAAAUAUCUGUAAAGAGAUAGAAUACCAAUGAGCACAAUAUCAGUGUAAGAGUUAUUAUUGGAGUAUUGAGAUGUUGCUUAUUUUUUAUUGCUUAUAUAUGAAAGUAUACUUUAAAUCAUUUAUUUUGAUCAAAAAAGACCAAACUACUGUCCUGUGGUUAUAUUCCUCUUGUGUUUCAGCUCGCUGUAGAUUUUGAGCCGGCACUUGUUUCUCCGUGGAGACGUUGCUUAGCGUAGCUGCUCGCUUGUGUGUUCAUGUAUCGGUGGCAAUGAAAAAAAACUUACGCUAAUGCAUCGCUUUGAUAUAACGUUUUUUAUCGCUGAUUUGUUGCAUCCAUCAGUUUGUGGGCGGAAUGCUAUAGAUGAGUUUAUUACGUGACAGGUGGGUAAAAGUGUUUCUGUAUUAGGGCAGAGACGGGAAACCAGUCAUUCAUCACAACCAGAGACUAAAGCUAGAAGCAGCAGCUGGGACAGGUGGUUCACUUUCUUUUUGUGAAAUUGGAUGAAAAUUUUGAUUUUUUGUCUAAUUUUGCAGAUUAUAACGUAAUAAUUAAAAUAUUAUGAUAAAGUUGAUAACAGUGAUUAUUAUUAGUAGUAGUAGUAGUAGAAGGAACUACGAGUGAAGUCUGUAGCCCAGAAAGACACUGGAAGUCCCAGACUUGAAUUGUAGAUUUGGAGAGACCUUGGCACUCGUGGACUUCGUCCCAUUAGGUCCUCUUCAGGUGUGGGGAACCAGCCUUUAACUUCAUGUGCUGGUUGUGCAGCUGAAUGACUGGUUCCCCUCUCUGCCGGUUGGCUGUUUCCUCUGUAAUGUUGUGAAGAAGUCGGUCGCUCGUAAAAUCUGGUUCCACGGCGCACAAGAGGGUUUGUUCGCCUCUGCUCAAAGCUCUUCUACAGCAUGUUUGACUAAGUUUGAGGCUUUAGCUACUCGUGAUGUCCCAGUUAAUGUUUAUUAGCAUGCUGCUAAAAGAUGUUAAAAAACAAAGUUUUAAAAAAGUAAAGAGUUGUUCCACAUCAAGUUAAGAGUGAGCAAAGAGUGAUUAAUGUCACAGUGCCAUAAAACCAUCAUCCAAACUCUGUAGAAGAGGUACAUAUGAAACAUCAUGUUUUUUUCUUUUGCAUUUCCAAAAGAUAUUUUUUAAUCUAAAUAAAGAUGGUUACAGUUAAAAGUGGAUAUGAUGUUGAAUAGAAAACAAAAUAUAUAGAAAAUAUUUUAUCUGUGAUUGCUCUGCUGAACGGACUCAAAGAUCUGCCCGGCAACAGUGCCAACACAUCCCUCAUGGACUAGAAACCAACCGCAGAACGCUUCACCGGCUGGAGACUUUCUGAUUGGACGUAGCACCUGUCAGUCAAGCUGUAGGACCUGGCCACGCCCACAGGAUCACUUGGUGCUAAUUCAACGACUUGAGGCGUGUCGAAACUCCUUGGAUCACACACAAAACACAAAAAAUUUUACCCUGCAGGUGUCGUGAUUGAAAAAGAUUAAUCUCGUAUCAAGCUCGGGAUUCAAGCUGCUGCUCUGCAGGUUUCACAAACUUCUGAAUGUUUCCUUCAAUGUUUUCUAUCGUUUCAGAGAUUCUGUGUUUUCUAGAUCUGUGAUCCUCAGUGAGAAUCCAGCAGACGACCAGUCGCACUGUGGAUAUUUACUCAUGACAAAACUCACCUGGUACCAACAUGUACGUGUACGGAAACCCUACGUUUCUUUAAUCUUGUGCACAAGAUAUUCACUUGUCGAAACCAGAACUUGUGCAAACAAGAAACCCACCUAUGCCCAUAACGUAUAGCAACAAGAUAACCUGUGCAAACAUGUUACCAACUCUCUCAAAGUUUUCACUUUUGAACAAGAUUCUAGCUCACGUGCACAACAUUUAUUUACUUGUCAAACAAGAUACAAGAUAAUAACUGUGGAUCUUGUCAUGUUCAUACAAGAUACCAAUGUGUGCACAGAAGUGAUAUUCUUGUGCAAACAAUAUAGUAACUUGUUAAACAAUAAAUUAACUUUGCACACACGAUAACUUGUGGGAACAAGAUACUAACAUGUGCACUAGUUAUUCUUUGCACAUAAGAAUAAAAAUCCAAUGUUUCCGGGAACAUGACAACAUCUGGAUCAGUGUCACUAUUAUACUGCAGUCUGUAUUUGGAAAAUUUAAAACAGGUGACAGCUUGUUCUGUUCUUACCAAGAGGUGUGUGUGUUUUCAGGUUUUAAUUAUCACAUAGUUUGACUCGAUAGUUUUGUCAUGAAUGAACUUCCAUACAGGUACUGGUCUGAGUCGAACCACAUUCCUGUUGUUCCUUUCUGGACUUUGUUCCGACAUGCAGCUUCACUGAAGCCCAGACCAGGUGAGUUCACAUCAGUCCAGGUGUGAUGCAGGUAACUCAGUGAAGCUGCUUCGAGGAAACAGAGCCUGGAGGAAAAGUAAUUUUAAUGUCAAAUGAGUGACGCAGGAACACUGCCAGCAGUCUCACCUGUUCAACAGCAGCCAGGUGAGUCUCCAGCUGAUCUGACUGUGUCACAUGACAGGACCUGUUCUACCCAAACUCUGUGUGAGCUGCAUCCUGUGGUGUUUCAAGUCUAAAAGAUUGUGUUAAACAUUAAAGACGUGUUGAAAUUCA
Molecule: messenger RNA, 6167 nt
Organism: Micropterus dolomieu (smallmouth bass)
Lineage: Eukaryota; Metazoa; Chordata; Actinopteri; Centrarchiformes; Centrarchidae
Product: UPF0606 protein KIAA1549-like
Exons: 11
Coding region: 1100-2779 (559 amino acids)
Source: RefSeq, a predicted model, not a curated record